UGGCAGGAAUAAAAGUGGGAUGGAGACCACAAUUCGAGUUCAUAUUAAGAUGGAUAUCAUUUCUAACGCUUUCGUUUCCGAUUUACAUUCCAAAUCCUAACACGACAGUUGUUUCGCUCUCGAGAUUUUAUUUUGAAGGUUCUCAGUCGGAAGUCUCGCAACCCUAUAUCACGUCUGCCGGAACGGCGCCGCGUUGCACGUUGCUAGUUAGUUGCAAUGUUGUAGCUAUUAGCACUGUAGCCAUUCCGUCGCAGGGGAGGCAGACCUGUCUUUUGGUUUGACACACUGAACCAAACCACCGCAGGAAUAUACCAAACUGUAGCUUCUGCUCGGUGACGCUGCCGAACUAAAAAAAGGUCCUGCCAGUGUGUUACAAUUUGCGUGCUAGCCUGGCCAGCUAACAAGCUAACUAGCCGCUCGCAUUCCAGCCGGUUCUUUCGUCUCCUCCCUUUCUUGAACUGUCCCCGGGUCAGCUGGGCAGAACAUGGCGAUGAGACAGACCCCGCUCACCUGCUCCGGACACACCCGUCCCGUGGUGGACCUGGCCUUCAGUGGCAUCACUCCGUACGGAUACUUCCUCAUCAGCGGCUGCAAAGAUGGCAAACCAAUGUUGCGCCAGGGAGACACAGGAGACUGGAUCGGAACGUUUCUGGGUCACAAAGGUGCUGUUUGGGGAGCCACUCUGAACACAGACGCAACCAAGGCAGCUACGGCAGCUGCAGACUUCUCAGCGAAAGUGUGGGAUGCAGUGAGCGGAGAUGAGCUUCUGACUUUGGCUCACAAACACAUUGUCAAGUCUGUCGAUUUUACACAGGACAGCAACUGUUUACUGACCGGAGGAAAUGAUAAACUGCUUCGGAUCUAUGACCUCACCAGUCCUGAAGCUGCAUCUCAGGAGAUUUCAGGUCACACCUCUGCCAUCAAGAAAGCAUUGUGGUGCAAUGAUGACAAGCAAAUUAUCUCAGCUGCAGACGACAAAACAGUCAGACUAUGGGACAGGACAUCUAUGGAGCAGGUCAAGACGCUCACCUUUGACACUGCUGUGAGCAGCAUGGAGUACAUGGCUGACGGCGAGGUCGUUGUGAUCACAUACGGAAAGACAAUUGCCUUCUAUAACGCUCUGAGCCUGGAGCUAAUCAAGACUGUGGACGCACCAGCUACCAUCAACUCUGCCUCCCUCCAUCCAGAGAAAGAUUUCUUUGUUGCUGGUGGGGAAGACUUCAAGCUCUACAAAUACGAUUACAGCACUAUGGAGGAGCUGGAGUCCUAUAAGGGUCACUUUGGUCCAGUUCACUGUGUCCGCUUUAGCCCUGACGGUGAGCUGUAUGCUAGCGGCUCAGAGGACGGCACUCUCCGCCUGUGGCAGACGGCAGUGGGCAAAACCUAUGGCCUGUGGAAGUGUGUCCUUCCCGAGGACUUGGGGACGGAGAACCCAACUGAACCCAUCUACAAUGCUCCCACUGAGAUUAAAGCCUGAAGAUACCUGCUAUGAGACGACAAGUUAAAGAAAUAUAUAUAAAUAUCAAUGGGCGAGACCCCCCCCCCGUCCAUGAGGCCCAGCAAUGACCAGCAUCCUGCGCAUCUACAUUCUCCAGGAACCGGCGUGGAAAACAUGACAGCCCUAACUGCCGUCGAUUGGCCACGACACACAAAAUAAAGAUCCCUGUUGAUUGUGCUGUCCCACUGGGCUGCAGGGUGAGGCUGUUGAGUGGUGGGCCUCUCCGUCUCAUGGCUGCAAAUAAGCCCACAUCCGUGUUGAUUUUUUUAAGUUUUACCUUCCCUCUGAACUCCAGAUUGGCUCUUAAUGAUUUAAUUUUUAUUGGUAUUUAAAAGAAUGGACCAAUGUGUUUGUUUCAGAUUCUGAGGUUUAAUUUCAGUUUUCAGCAAGUAUUGCUUUAACAAUUCACAAUUGCUCUUAAGAGAAACAAGUGUCCAGACAGGCUAAAAGGGAAGUAAUGACACUGGAUGUUGUUUUGGUUUCAGUAUAUUUGUGCCCAGUGAAUAAAUAUGCCAACUAAUGUUUCAUUUCAAAGCAUUGCAAAGACA
Synchiropus splendidus (mandarinfish) is the source of this 2046-nucleotide messenger RNA. RefSeq names its product serine/threonine kinase receptor associated protein (gene strap). The coding region runs from base 485 to 1477 and encodes 330 amino acids. The transcript is spliced from 9 exons. Gene Ontology annotation, molecular function: protein binding; RNA binding. Gene Ontology annotation, biological process: spliceosomal snRNP assembly. The record is from RefSeq and is a predicted model, not a curated record. Gene Ontology annotation, cellular component: SMN complex. Lineage: Eukaryota; Metazoa; Chordata; Actinopteri; Syngnathiformes; Callionymidae.